AUGCUUUCCGUCAAACUGCGAUACCAGGAUAUGCUGAAGCAAGUCAAGAUUGCGACUGUGCCCCAGGUGUAUCGUUUCGCCAGGUAUGAUCCGAUUCCCUGGAGCGAAUGGUCGUAUGGCCAGCGCUACCUCCCACCGUCAUUUCAUGCAGUGGACAACUUUGACAUCGUUGAGAACUGGUUGGGUGACAAACCAUGGCUGACAAAAUAUCGGUUCUUACAUCCACAGGGCGUACAACAAUCUGCACUCGUGAUUGGUAUGGUGCUGAGGGACCUCACACGAUCUCAGUUCAUUGAGGAGGGCGAACCGACGAACCUUUCUGACUAUGUGGUGAACUCGGCGAUCUCAUUCGACGCAGUAGAGCAGCUGCUUCGCUGUUGUGAGAUCAUUACCUUGGACAUGGUGGAAGGGAACGUCACCCAUGCCAUGGUGAAGCCAGUGAGCAAGCCUGCCAUACGCAGUGCCCCUCAAGGUGGUGAUGGCCUUGGGGGCCAGGAGGAGCAGGAAGGUGAUGCCUCUGCAAGAACUCACAAUGGCGCUGCUACUGCUGCCAAAGUUUACAAGGCUCACCAGCCUGCUGCCAUGGCCAACAACCCAAUCAUUCCAAGUGGAGGAGAUGAAGGGCUGAGCCAGGAGACCAGUGGUGGGGCCUCUGAUGAUGAUGAAGAGGACAAUGCACACUUGUCCAUACCUAGCAGUGCCACAGAAGGCCAUCCGUCAGGUCAAGCCAAAGUGCUCCAGGGAAGGUCGAUCACCGAUGCCCUUCAGAGUAAUAUCCCCAGCAGGAUCACUCGCAGUCAGUGUCAAGCGAUGGAUGAGUCGCCCACCAAGAAUACCCGUAGUCAGCAUCCACUAGGAGCUGUUAAAGAUUUGAAGAAGCUUUCUGAUCCAAAGCGGAAAUGUCAACCAGCACAUCCUGAGCCCGAUGGCGAAGACAGCUCUGGCGAAGACAAUCUGCCACCUCGGAAGCGUGGACGUGAUACUCGGGACGAGUUGGUAGUGGCCUCGCUGAGGAAGAAGAAUGCGAGGGCCGAGGACUCGGAUGAUGGUGACAAGCCUCCCGCAAAGCGAAGAUGA
Messenger RNA from Sparassis crispa, 1077 nucleotides. RefSeq lists its product as hypothetical. The coding region runs from base 1 to 1077 and encodes 358 amino acids. Lineage: Eukaryota; Fungi; Basidiomycota; Agaricomycetes; Polyporales; Sparassidaceae. The record is from RefSeq and is a predicted model, not a curated record. The transcript is spliced from 3 exons.